This is a messenger RNA of Drosophila navojoa, 927 nucleotides long. RefSeq names its product RNA polymerase-associated protein LEO1. NCBI's taxonomy places the organism in Eukaryota, Metazoa, Arthropoda, Insecta, Diptera, Drosophilidae. The record is from RefSeq and is a predicted model, not a curated record.
AUUGACGCCUUGGUGGAGGACUUGGAAAAGUUUUGUAGGGAAACAUUCCAUAGGAGGCUGCGCUCCGAGUUCAAGGCUGUGAUGCCCCCAGUCAAUAAGAAGCAUUUGGAUGGGCUUGAUAGAGUCUUCUGCUUGCCGAAAUUUAUGCCUGUUGAGCCGGAAGCAUUCAAGGCGGAUAAGUUUCAAAACGCUCUACUUCCUGGUGACCUUAAGGACAGGCAGUCCCGGGAUGACUUCAUCUCGAGACUAAAGACAACUAUACGCUGGCGCGAGUGUGAGGAUAAGGAGACCGGCGCAAUGUACAAAGAGUCCAAUACACGCAUCGUGCUCUGGUCCGAUGGCUCGCAGACUCUUCACAUUGGCGCACAGGUCUUUGAAUUGAUCAGUCACCCCAUGCCCAUCGGGAAGGAUCAACUGUAUGUGCGCCAGAACAGCCACCUUUACAUGGUAGGUCCGCUCAGGGAGAAGAUAACCGUGCAUUCCCAGCACGAGCCGGAGUUUGGCCAGACUCAGGAGCAGAGUCUGCGUAAUCGCUCCGCAUUUCAGCCGGUCAAAAGCUGUGUGAAGGGACUAAUGGAUCUGAGCAUUAAUCCGGUGCUUGAUCGCGAGCGCAAGACUAAAGAGGAGCAGGCCCAGCAGCGCCGAGGAAAGUCCGAUAAUAAGAAUCAACGCAUUCCCAAUGUGAAGCCAACGGCUGCACCGGCCUCCAAAGAGGUUUUGCAGCCGGAUGAUCAGGCGUCUCUUAAGCCUUUGCGUCCUCCGAUCGAGCAACCGGCAGGCCUUCGCACCAAGGAGGAUGAAGAGGACAGUGACAGCGAUGUACAGGAGAAGGAAAAAGUCGGCACAGGUUUCAAUAAAAAAUCGAAUGUGAAUCAAGUGAAGACCAAUCCCAAGCGCAAAAGAGACAUGCUUAGUGACUCUGAAUAA